This is a messenger RNA of Glycine soja, 4632 nucleotides long. RefSeq names its product pleiotropic drug resistance protein 1-like. The transcript is spliced from 24 exons. The coding region runs from base 104 to 4423 and encodes 1439 amino acids. The record is from RefSeq and is a predicted model, not a curated record. Lineage: Eukaryota; Viridiplantae; Streptophyta; Magnoliopsida; Fabales; Fabaceae. Gene Ontology annotation, cellular component: membrane. Gene Ontology annotation, molecular function: ABC-type transporter activity; ATP hydrolysis activity; ATP binding.
AGAAGCAAUAGCACUCCUUGUAUCAUGAAAAUUGAGAGCAGCAACAUUAUGCUCUAAGGUUUGAUUUUAAUUUGUCUCACUAAUAAUACUUUGUGUGAGAUCAAUGGAGGGCAGUGACACACCUAGAGUUGAUGCUCAACGAGUGAGUAGUGGUUUCAACAUGUGGAGGAGCCAUUGCAUGGGUGUUUUCUCAACUUCUGAACGUGAAGAAGAUGAGGCAACUCUAAAGUGUGUUGCAAUAGAGAGACUCCUUGCAAAGGCACGCAUUAUUAGGAGAAGAGACCUCAACCAAGUUGAAGGAAAAGAAGAAGAAGUUGACAUCAAGCAAUUAGAGUUAUCAGAGAGAAAGAGUCUUCUAGAGAGACUUGUGAAGAUACCAGAAGAAGAAAAUGAGAGGUUCUUGUUGAAACUCAAGGAGAGGAUGGACAGAGUUGGGCUUGAAAUUCCAACAAUUGAAGUUCGAUUUGAGCAUUUAAAUGUUGAAGCACAAGUUUAUGCUGGAAGCAGGGCAUUUCCUACAUUAAUAAACUUCUUUGUGAAUUUGCUUGAGGGGUUCUUAAAUUCUCUUCACACAAUUCGAAGUCCAAAGAAACCGCUACAUAUCCUUCAGAAUGUUAGUGGAAUCAUAAAGCCUAGAAGAAUGACAUUGCUUUUAGGGCCACCAAGCUCUGGAAAGACCACUUUGCUGUUAGCGUUGACUGGAAGACUUGGUAAAGAUUUGAAGCAUUCUGGGAGAGUAACAUACAAUGGGCAUGGACUUGAAGAGUUUGUGCCACAAAGGACAUCAGCUUAUGUAAGUCAACGUGAUAAUCACAUUGGAGAAAUGACUGUGAGAGAAACAUUAGCUUUCUCUGCCAGAUGUCAAGGAAUUGGACAGAAUUACGAAAUUUUGACGGACCUAUUGAGAAGAGAGAAGGAAGCAAAUAUUGAACCAGAUCCUGAUAUUGAUGCCUAUAUGAAGGCAGCAGCACUAGAAGGAAAGCAGACCAGUGUGGUCAUUGACUACAUUCUCAAGGUUUUAGGACUUGAAGUGUGUGCUGACAUCAUGGUAGGAGAUGAAAUGAUAAGAGGUAUCUCGGGAGGGCAGAAAAAGCGACUCACAGCAGGCGAGAUGCUGGUUGGACCUAUAAGGGUGUUUUUCAUGGAUGAGAUAUCAACCGGUUUGGACAGUUCCACAACUUUUCAAAUAAUCAACUCUAUCCAGCAAUCCAUCCAUAUUCUGAAUGGAACUGCACUUGUGUCUCUGCUACAGCCAGCCCCAGAAACUUAUGAACUAUUUGAUGAUAUAAUACUAUUAACAGAUGGCCAAAUUGUGUACCAAGGACCAAGAGAAAAUGUACUUGAGUUUUUUGAAUCAACGGGAUUCAAGUGUCCUGAAAGAAAAGGAGUAGCUGAUUUCUUACAAGAAGUGACAUCAAGAAAAGAUCAAUGGCAAUAUUGGGCGCAUAAAGAAGAACCUUAUAGCUUUGUCACUGUCAAGAAUUUUGCUGAAGCCUUCCAGUCAUUUCACAUAGGUCAACAACUUGGAGAUGAGUUGGCCAAUCCUUUUGACAAGUCUAAAUGUCAUCCAUAUGCAUUGACCACAAAGAACUAUGGUGUUAAGAAGAAGGAGCUGUUGAAGGCUUGUGCUAGCAGAGAAUUUUUGCUUAUGAAGCGCAAUUCCUUCGUCUACAUAUUCAAAGCCACACAACUUACUUAUUUAGCUAUAUUGACAACAACAUUAUUUCUACGAACCAAGAUGAGCCGCAAUACCUUGGCGGAUGCAGAAGCUUACAUGGGUGCUCUAUUCUUCACAGUCACUGUUGCUCUGUUCAAUGGAAUAUCAGAACUGAAUAUGGCCGUCAUGAAACUUCCUGUCUUUUACAAGCAAAGAGACCAGCUUUUUUACCCUUCAUGGGCAUAUUCUUUUCCACCAUGGAUCCUCAAAAUACCAAUAACCCUUGUUGAAGUUUUCAUCUGGGAGUGUAUUGCUUAUUAUGCUAUUGGCUUUGAUCCAAAUAUUGGAAGGCUUCUAAAACAGUACUUGGUAAUCUUUUGCAUUAACCUGAUGGCAUCAGGGCUUUUUCGGAUGAUGGCUGCAUUAGGAAGGAAUAUUGUAGUGGCAAACACUGCUGGGACAUUUGCACUGCUUGCAGUUACAGCCUUUGGAGGAUUUGUGAUUUCACGAAAGGAUGUGCACAAAUGGUUGCUGUGGGGUUACUUUUCCUCACCACUGAUGUAUGGACAGGCUGCUAUAGCUGUGAAUGAAUUUCUUGGGCAUAGUUGGAGAAAGGUUAGUCCUAAUUCCAAUGAAACAUUGGGAGUAUUGAUACUGAGAUCUCAUGGAUUUUUCCCUGAAGCUUAUUGGUAUUGGAUUGGAAUAGGAGCAUUGAUCGGUUAUGCUUUUCUGUUUAAUUUUCUCUUCACCUUGGCUUUGCAAUAUCUCAAUCCAUUCAGAAAUUAUCAAUCAGGGCUACCCCAAGAGAAGCUGCUCGAGAGAAAUGCUUCAACAGCUGAAGAGUUCAAUCAGUUACAAGCAAGAAAGAGCUCUUCUGAUACAAAGAUGGAAGAAGUUGGUGAAAAUAACAAAGCUACUGAUAGAGGAAAGAGAGGCAUGGUUCUUCCUUUUCAACCUCUAUCGCUCACUUUUGAUGAGAUAAGAUACUCAGUAGACAUGCCACAGGAAAUGAAAAGUGAAGGAAUCUCUGAGGAUCGUCUAGAACUUUUGAAGGGUAUUAGUGGUGCUUUUAGGCCAGGAGUACUAACAGCUCUGAUGGGUAUAAGUGGUGCUGGCAAGACUACUCUACUGGAUGUUUUAGCUGGGAGGAAAACUAGCGGAUACAUCGAAGGAAGCAUCACAAUAUCCGGAUACCCAAAGAACCAAGAAACAUUUGCUCGCAUAGCAGGAUACUGUGAACAAUUUGAUAUCCACUCGCCCAAUGUCACAGUUUAUGAAUCUUUGCUAUAUUCUGCAUGGCUUCGUUUAUCUCCCAAAGUUGAUAAAGCAACUAGAAAGAUGUUCAUUGAGGAAGUUAUGGAACUUGUAGAGCUUAAUUCAUUAAGAGAAGCACUUGUUGGAUUGCCAGGAGAGACUGGACUGUCGACGGAGCAGCGCAAGAGGCUUACAAUUGCAGUUGAACUUGUCGCCAACCCAUCAAUAAUUUUCAUGGAUGAGCCAACCUCUGGCCUUGAUGCUAGGGCAGCUGCAAUUGUGAUGAGAACUGUGAGGAACACCGUGGACACAGGACGCACUGUGGUUUGCACCAUCCACCAACCAAGUAUCGAUAUAUUCGAUGCCUUUGAUGAGCUGCUACUUCUGAAAUUGGGAGGGGAGCAGAUAUAUGAUGGUCCAAUAGGAAACAACUCUUCCAAUCUGAUCCAGUACUUUGAGGCUAUUCAAGGAAUUCCUCAGAUCAAAGAUGGUUAUAAUCCAGCAACUUGGAUGUUGGAAGUUACAUCAGCAGCAAAAGAGGCAAAUCUUAAGGUUGACUUAACAGAAGUGUACAAAAAUUCAGAACUACACAGGAGAAACAAACAAUUGAUCCAGGAGCUUAGUUCACCUUCUCAAGGUUCAAAAGAUCUAUACUUUGAUAGUCAGUAUUCACAAAGUUUCGUGGCACAAUUCAUAGCUUGCCUAUGGAAACAGCAUUUGUCAUAUUGGAGGAACACAUCAUAUACCGCAGUUAGACUCCUAUUUACAACAAUGGCAGGUUUAUUGAUGGGGGUGAUUUUUUUGGACGUUGGCAAGAAAAGUCACAGGAGAAAGGAGCAAGAUGUUUUCAACGCAAUGGGUUCAAUGUAUGCUGCUGUUACCUCCAUUGGGGUUAUAAAUGGUGCCUCAGUGCAGCCUAUAGUAGCAAUUGAGAGAAAUGUAUUCUAUAGGGAGAGAGCUGCAGGAAUGUAUUCAGCUUUGCCAUAUGCUCUUGCACAGGUUAUUAUAGAGCUUCCCCACAUCUUGGCUCAGGCUCUGAUAUAUGGUCUCAUAGUAUAUGCCAUGAUGGGGUUCGAAUGGACAACAUCAAAGGUCUUCUGGUAUCUCUACUACACUUACUUUACUUUCCUAUACUACACUUUCUAUGGUAUGAUGACCAUGGCCAUAACUCCUAACCCACAUGUUGCGGCCAUAUUGUCCACCUCAUUCUAUGCAAUAUGGUGCCUUUUCUCAGGCUUCAUCAUUCCCUUAUCGAGAAUACCCGUAUGGUGGAAAUGGUACUAUUGGAUUUGCCCUGUUUCAUGGACCUUGUAUGGAUUGGUGGCUUCCCAAUAUGGAGAUGACAUGGACAAACUUGAAAAUGGUCAAAGGAUUGAUGAAUUUGUGAAGAGAUAUUUUGGGUUUGAACAUGAUUUUCUAGGAGUAGUUGCAAUUGUGGUGGCUGGUUUCUCAGUGUUGUUUGCACUUAUCUUCGCCUUUGGAAUCAAAGUAUUCAACUUUCAAAAACGAUGAAAUCAUCGCAAUGCUUCUCAAUCCAGAGCUUUUGUGCAUCCAUUUGAAGCAUUGAGUCUAUGUUCUCAAAUCUUAGUCAAAAUAAUUUAUAUGAAAAACGCCUACUCGUGACGGCUGAACUGAAUUUUGCAAUUCCUUUGUAAGAUUCGUUCAUAGUAUAUAAAUUGGUCCACUUGUACUUAAUUUUCAUGCAACCAAUAUAUUACCUU